Messenger RNA from Symphalangus syndactylus (siamang), 4399 nucleotides. RefSeq names its product prostaglandin E receptor 2 (gene PTGER2). The record is from RefSeq and is a predicted model, not a curated record. Gene Ontology annotation, molecular function: prostaglandin E receptor activity. Gene Ontology annotation, biological process: positive regulation of cytosolic calcium ion concentration; cellular response to prostaglandin E stimulus; inflammatory response. NCBI's taxonomy places the organism in Eukaryota, Metazoa, Chordata, Mammalia, Primates, Hylobatidae. Gene Ontology annotation, cellular component: plasma membrane.
UGCUUAAACAAGUGGUUAUCCGUUAUGCUGUUGACAUAGGAAAAGGUGAAAUGCUAGUAACCGAAUCAAAGCGGCAGUGCAACAGGCCGCUCCGUGGUGCACAUUGCGUGGUUUAGUUCCUUGGAUGGACACACUUGCUUUACACUUCAUCCCAAUUUUUGUCCCAACCUCUUAGUGUAUCUUCCUGGGAAUGGUAAAAACAAAGCAAAACAUUCUGGUCUUACUUCAAGCAGCCUUUGGACUGUUAUUCCCUUGUUCCGCUCAUUUCACGGGAUUGGGUUCUCCUAACUUCAUUGUUUGGUGAGUCGCUUUGCUUUGCUCGUUGCCCCGAUCUUCUGUGCAUUCUGCGCAGACCCCGUAAGUGCUCCUGCACUCCCUCCCAGCCCUCUGCUGGGGCUUAAUGCUUCCCAGCCGGUCAGACUGCCGUGCGCCCGGAGUACCGGACCCCGAGGAAGCGAGAAACGCCGCUCCCGCCGGUCGCGGGCAGCUCCAGUACGCCAGCAAUACGCGUGCGUCUGCCCGGUGCCGCGCCCAGCGGGUGCUCAGACUACUUUUCUCCAACCCCGCCGGCGCGCCCCAGGGACUUGGAACGCCCCCGCGAGUGUGACGCGUCCUGCCUCCCCAGCAGCUCGCGGACACUCGCACUUGCAAGGCCUGGCCAGCACUCUUGGGCACGCCCCCCGACGGUGCGGGGGCGGAGACGACGGCUCCCCUAGGCUCUGGCUCCCGGCCUUGGCCGGCUCGGGUAGGCGCGGGAGCCUUGAGCGCCGCUCGGAUGCAGCAGCCGAGCCGCCACUCGGCGCGCGGCGGGAGACCCAGGGCAAGCCGCCGUCGGCGCGCUGGGUGCGGGAAGGGGGCUCUGGAUUUCGGUCCCUCCCCUUUUUCCUCUGAGUCUCGGAACGCUCCGGCUCUCAGACCCUCUUCCUCCCAGGUAAAGGCCGGGAGAGGAGGGCGCAUCUCUUUUCCAGGCACCCCACCAUGGGCAAUGCCUCCAAUGACUCCCGGUCUGAGGACUGCGAGACGCGACAGUGGCUUCCCCCGGGCGAAAGCCCAGCCAUCAGCUCCGUCAUGUUCUCGGCCGGCGUGCUGGGGAACCUCAUAGCACUGGCGCUGCUGGCGCGCCGCUGGCGGGGAGACGCGGGGUGCAGCGCCGGCCGCAGGAGCUCCCUCUCCUUGUUCCACGUGCUGGUGACCGAGCUGGUGUUCACCGACCUGCUCGGGACCUGCCUCAUCAGCCCCGUGGUACUGGCUUCGUACGCGCAGAACCAGACCCUGGUGGCACUGGCGCCCGAGAGCCGCGCGUGCACCUACUUCGCUUUCGCCAUGACCUUCUUCAGCCUGGCCACGAUGCUCAUGCUCUUCGCCAUGGCCCUGGAGCGCUACCUCUCGAUCGGGCACCCCUACUUCUACCAGCGCCGCGUCUCGCGCUCCGGGGGCCUGGCCGUGCUGCCUGUCAUCUAUGCUGUCUCCCUGCUCUUCUGCUCGCUGCCGCUGCUGGACUACGGGCAGUACGUCCAGUACUGCCCCGGGACCUGGUGCUUCAUCCGGCACGGGCGGACCGCUUACCUGCAGCUGUACGCCACCCUGCUGCUGCUUCUCAUCGUCGCAGUGCUCGCCUGCAACUUCAGUGUCAUACUCAACCUCAUCCGCAUGCACCGCCGAAGCCGGAGAAACCGCUGCGGACCUUCCCUGGGCAGUGGCCGGGGCGGCCCCGGGGCCCGCAGGAGAGGGGAAAGGGUGUCCAUGGCGGAGGAGACGGACCACCUCAUUCUCUUGGCUAUCAUGACCAUCACCUUCGCCGUCUGCUCCUUGCCUUUCACGAUUUUUGCAUAUAUGAAUGAAACCUCUUCCCGAAAGGAAAAGUGGGACCUCCAAGCUCUUAGGUUUUUAUCAAUUAAUUCAAUAAUUGACCCUUGGGUCUUUGCCAUCCUUAGGCCUCCUGUUCUGAGACUAAUGCGUUCAGUCCUCUGUUGUCGGAUUUCAUUAAGAACACAAGAUGCAACACAAACUUCCUGUUCUACACAGUCAGAUGCCAGUAAACAGGCUGAACUUUGAGGUCAGUAGUUUAAAAGUUCUUAGUUAUAUAGCAUCGGGAAGAUCAUUUUGAAAUUGUUCCUUGGAGAAAUGAAAACUGUGUGUAAACAAAAUGAAGCUGCCCUAAUAAAAAGGAGUAUACAAACAUUUAAGCUGUGGUCAAGGCUACAGACGUGCUGACAAGGCACUUCAUGUAAAGUGUCAGAAGGAGCUACAAAACCUACCCUCAAUGAUCGUGGUACUUGGCCUUUGGAGGAACAAUCGGCUGCAUUGAAGAUCCAGUUGCCUUUUGAUUUAAGCUUUCCUGUUGAAUGACAAAGUAUGUGGUUUUGUAAUUUGUUUGAAACCCCAAACAGUGACUGUAUUUUCUAAUUUAAUCUUGCUACUACUGUUAUAAACAUAUAGUGUACAGCCAGACCAGAUUAAACUUCAUACGUAAUCUCUAGGAAGUCAAUAUGUGGAAGCAACCAAGCCUGCUCUCUUGUGAUCACUUAGCGAACCCUUUAUUUGAACAAUGAAGUUGAAAAUCAUAGGCACCUUUUACUGUGAUGUUUGUGUAUGUGGGAAUACUCUCAUCACUACAGUAUUACUCUCACGAGAGUGGACUCAGUCGGUUAACAUCAGUUUUGUUUACUCAUCCUCCAGGAACUGCAGGUCAAGUUGUCAGGUUAUUUAUUUUAUAAUGUCCAUAUGCUAAUAGUGAUCAAGAAGACUUUAUGAAUGGUUCUCUCAACAAGAAAUAAUAGAAAUGUCUCAAGGCAGUUACUUCUCAUUAAUACUCUUUAUCCUAUUUCUGGGGGAGGAUAUACAUGGCCAUGUAUGAAGCCAAAUAUUAGGCUUAAAAACUGAAAAAUCUGGUUCAUUCUUCAGAUAUACUAGAACCCUUUUAAUGUUGAUAUUGGGGCCAUGAGUAAAAUAGACUUUAUAAGAUGACUGUGUUGUACCAAAAUUCAUCUGUCUAUAUUUUAUUUAGGGAACAUGCUUUGACUCAUCUUAUAUGGGAAACCAUGUAGCAGUGAGUCAUAUCUUAAUAUAUUUCUAAAUGUUUGGCAUGUAAAUGUAAACUCAGCAUCAAAAUAUUUCAGUGAAUUUACACUGUUUAAUCAUAGUUACUGUGUAAACUCAUCUGAAAUGUUACAAAAAUAAACUAUAAAACAAAAAUUUGAAAAUGGAAUAGUAUUUUAUGAACUCCCUCAAAUAACAUUUUGCGAUUCAUAUAAACGUGGUAUCUUUUAAAUGAGAUCAAAGUGGGAAAAAUUAUAUUUAAUUUGGCAGAUUCGUAAAGUGUGGUUGCCAGGUUUUAAAGUGCGGUUGCAAAUUAGAGUUUAAAAUAUUCAUUAUAAUACUUGGUAUUAGAAGAUAUUUUCCUCCUCCAGUUUUUACCCUUCCAGUAUGAUCUUUAAAAUAGUAGAACCAUCUUAUUUUUUGCAUAGUGUUAUUAUUGGAUAGCCACUCCUUAAAAAAAAAAGAGAGAGAGAGAUGCUUGUUUUCUCCAAAGUCUCAUUGAGUUGUUUAUCCAAAACUAUUUCCUUUAAGCAGUUAUCAAACUAGCUGAUCACUCAGAAUGAUUUCAAACCAAUCUAGGCAUCAGUGUAUUUUGAUACAAACAAUCUACGUCAAAUCAGCUCUUAAGAAGAAUAAAUAAGUGGUUUGCUUUUCUACCAAUUUAAACAAGCCAAGCAAAAUUUAACUUAACUAAAAUCUAGACAUGUAAAUAAAUCUUCCCUGUCCACCAGGCAUUCUAAAGUUAAGUAAUUAUUCUAAAUGGGACUAAUUAGGCCCAUGGGUAAUUCCUAAACAUAAAAUUCUGAAGUUGCUUUGAACUAGAAGAUUAAUUCCUUUUAUCAGAUGACUUGUUUUUCUCCAGAUGAAAAUGUCAACUACAAUUUUUCACCCCACCUUACCACCCCCCUAAAAUCCCAGAAUAAUGCCUGAGAACUGAAAACAAAAACACAAAAUUGGACAUAAUAUCACUAGCAGGAACAAAAUGAUUCGCUCUGGAGCCCAAAGUAUAAGAAUUUAAGCCACUUAUUUAAGCACUGGUAUAUUUCUAGAACUUUGUUUCCUCAUGUACUCCUGUUCCAUGUACUGUGCUGAAUGACUAAAUCCUGGUAUUUCAUUUACACCAAUAUAUAUAUAGAAGGAGUUGAAAGUAAAAGUCCUCUGUAAUAGUCAUUACCUCCUAUUAAUGGCAAUUUAAAGGUAACUUAGAAAAAAAUUACUAAAAUUAUAUAUGUAAAUAUUCCCUUUCUAAAAAUCCUAUCACAUCAGACAUACCUGUUUAAGUUACUGAUUCAUUAUCAAGUUAAAUAAAAGAACAGAAUUUACUUAGCCUGAUAUAUUAAAGAAUUGAAUUGUGAUAAAA